Molecule: messenger RNA, 1356 nt
Organism: Exophiala bonariae
Lineage: Eukaryota; Fungi; Ascomycota; Eurotiomycetes; Chaetothyriales; Herpotrichiellaceae
Exons: 2
Coding region: 1-1356 (451 amino acids)
Biological process (GO): regulation of DNA-templated transcription
Molecular function (GO): DNA-binding transcription factor activity
Source: RefSeq, a predicted model, not a curated record
AUGGAUACCCCUUCGUCUUCUGUCAAACCAAAGUUGCGGAAGAAGGACAAUGACGAGGUACGAGCCGAACGGAAAAGAAUCCAAGAUCGACUCGCUCAACGAGCCACGCGAGAGAGGACCAAAAAUAGGAUCGCGUAUCUCGAACAACGACUCAGAAAUCUUGAAGCUGGCGAUAAGGCCGGCGAAAUCGCGAGCCUUACCAAGAUCAUUGAUUCGGUCCGCCAGGACAACAACCGUCUUCGCAAUGCUAUGGUUAAAAUCCGGACGGCCAUUGAUCAGGCUGUGCUCACGACUGAAGACGAGCAUCCGCUUCCAUCAUCUCAAAUAGACCUUGACUAUUCGCAAAUCCCCUUUGACCAACCUACCGUGUCGGCAGAGCUGACUGAGAACAUCGCUCCUGACGAGCAACCCACUACUUCCCGGCGACAGAACUCCGUCUCCACUGGCUCAGAUGUGACAGAGGUGGUAAAUGGGCAUUACCUCCACCCUAUCGAUGCUCAAGAUAUAACUAUGGAGGCCGCAACGGGGUCAAUACCUGGCGCAGACGAAGCAGAAACUUCAUUAACUGGGCUGGAAGACUUCUUCGCCUUCAGCCCAACGUCCCUUCUAGAAGCAUUUGAACUAGGUCCUACUGGCUGGAGCUCAGCAGUACCGUCUCUGUUCGACAGCCACUUCCCUCGCGCUGAUCCGGUCACCAGCAUCGCGCCUGAUGUAGAUAAGUGGCAUGUGUCGAAUGGGGCGUUCAUAGGUUGCCUGGAUUCUGUGAAGAAAAAGGCCACGUCCACCACCACUCUCGACCUACAUGUUCCCUUCAAAGCGGUCAUCUGGGGAUGGGACAAUGUCGGCGCCGAGGCUCAGCACCCUGUCUGGCAAGCAUUGAGGCAAGUUGAUCAGCAGGUCUUUGGGACGUGGACAUCAACUGCCCAGAGGAUCGCAUUGAUGUAUGUCUGUCAGACGUUGAUCCAGUACCGAGAAAACCCCAGCAAGGAGAAUUUGGAGCGAGUCCCGGUGUUUUUGCGACCCAGGCCUUCACAGGAGCGAGUUCAGCAUCCUGCAGUAAUCGACUUCCUCGUAUGGCCCGGCUUGCGUGACCGACUGGUGUUCGAGCACAAGAAAUACACAUCAACAGGGACAUUCAGUGCCGCCUUUGUCGAGUAUUUCAACUUCUACUGGCCUUUCUCCGAUCGAGACAUCUUCGCGUUCAAUCCCCAGAACAAUCGCUAUGAGGUGUCCAGGGUCUUCCUCGAAUAUGCGUACGAUUUCAAAAAUUGGACCAUGAAGCCGGGGUUCUUCAAGAAAUUCCCCGAGAUGCAGCACGAUAUCGCAGCUUUUGAGGAGACAGGUUCUUUUGGUUGA